Messenger RNA from Talaromyces rugulosus, 2310 nucleotides. RefSeq lists its product as uncharacterized. NCBI's taxonomy places the organism in Eukaryota, Fungi, Ascomycota, Eurotiomycetes, Eurotiales, Trichocomaceae. Gene Ontology annotation, biological process: transmembrane transport. The record is from RefSeq and is a predicted model, not a curated record. Gene Ontology annotation, molecular function: transmembrane transporter activity; oxidoreductase activity. The transcript has 6 exons. Bases 1 to 2310 code for a protein of 769 amino acids.
AUGUCUUCUUCACUCUCUGUUCCACUCCGCCCAUCGCGCAGCCUAUCUGGUAAAGUUGCCAUCGUUACAGGAGCAGGCAGCGCCGGGGAUGAGAUUGGCAACGGCAGAGCUAUCGCGAUCCUGUUAGCCGAAGAUGGUGCAUCUGUUGUAUGCGUGGACCGUGAGCUAUCAGCCGCGCAACGAACGGUGGAAAUGAUCAUUGGCGAAGGAAAGGGAGCCGCGACGGCUGUUAAUGGAGACGUUAGCAGCGAAGAUGACUGCCGGCGCAUUGUUGAGGUAGCUAUAGAACGGUUCAGUCGGCUCGACAUUCUAGUGAACAACGUCGGAAUCAUGGGCGCUCGUGGACAAGCACCGGACGUGGAUGUAGCUGAGUGGGCGCGCAGUCUCGAGGUCAAUGUCACGAGCAUGAUGCUCAUGGCCAAAUAUGCAAUUCCAGCCAUGCGAAAGAACGAGCCAGGAGACGGAAAUAUUAGGGGAAGCAUCGUGAAUAUGGGAUCGGUUGCUGGACUACAGGGAGGAACCCCGAGCCUCCUUUAUCCAACGAGUAAAGGAGCUGUAGUGAAUAUGACCCGGGCCAUGGCCGCUCAGCAUGGCCGCGAAGGAAUUAGAGUUAAUUGUGUUUGUCCCGGAAUGCUCUAUACGCCGAUGAUGUACCUCGCUGGCGGAGGAAUGGCUUCGGAGGUGAGGGAAGCUCGAUGCAAGCGCAGCCUGCUUCAAACAGAGGGAAACGCGUGGGAUUGUGCAGACAUCUCCAUCAUGGCCAGCAAAACUGACCAGGAUGGUCAAAUGUUUGAGCAAGUCGAAGAUGUCGAGCUCAAAUCAACAGUCCACAAUCCCAGAGCCAAUCUCGUACCCCGUCCAUCUGAGGACGAGGGUGACCCUCUCAACUGGCCCAUGAAGCUCAAGGUGCUGAUACUCAUUCAAGUAUGCUGGCUUGCAUUUCUGGGGACAUGGAAUACAGCUGCGAUUAACCCGGGGUAUUCUGCACUCGCCGAAGAUCUUGGAGUCUCGGAAAUCCAAGCCUCUUAUCAAACAACAAUUGCUGUGGCUCUCAAUGGUUUGGGUCCUUUCAUUUGGAUUCCCUUGGCCAAUGUAUUCGGUCGUCGCUUCGUCUAUCUGCUCACUACGUUUAUUGGAUUUGUCACUGCUCUGGGCUGUGGAUUUGUUCAUAGCUUUGGUGCCCUGGUUGGCAUUCGUGCUAUAAACGGACUUUUCCCAGUAUCUAUGGCUCUUGGUCCAGCCACUGUGACUGAUCUAUUUUUCUAUCACCAGCGCGGCCGAGCCCUUGGUCUGUUCACCGUCAUGCUGACAUCCGGCUCCCACCUGGCCGCUCUAUUCGGUGGGCCCGUUGUCAAGUUUCUUGGCUGGCGCUGGGUCUUUUGGAUUACUGCUGCCAUGAAUUUUUUCACUUUAGUCAUCCUAGUCGUCGCUUUACCUGAGACCAUGUACUACAAGCCCAGAACUUACUCUGACACCAACAUUCAUGCUCCCAAGCUCACGCGAGCCAAGUACCGUCAGCUACUUCGGCCUUGGACCUCGUUUCCCGGUGUCCGUCUUAAGGCCAAGCACGUUAUUAUACCGGCCUUCCGAAUAGCGCUAUAUCCUUCUGUGCUCUUCCCUAGCCUGUACUAUGCCUCGCAAUACUGCUUCGCGGCGAUCUUCCCUGCUGUCACCUACUCUAUCAUUUUGAAGCAGCGAUUUGGCUGGAACUCUUUCGAAAGCGGUCUGGCGUAUGGGGGGACUAUGACUAUUGGCUCUCUUGCUGGAGAGUUGCUUGCGGGCAGAAUUAUUGAUAACAUAAUUCGACGCGAGUCUAAGCGACUAGGUGUUAGCAAUCCGCCUCCAGAAGUACGAUUUAAAGGGUUAUGGACAGGCGCGAUUCUCGUGCCGGCGGGCUUGCUGAUUUUUGGCUUCACAAUGCAAUACAAAACGCAUUGGGUUGGUCCCCUAGCCGGAAUGUUCCUUGGUAUUUUUGGGAUCCAGAUCGUGGCGACCGUUUGCUACACAUAUAGCAUUGAUUCGUACCGAGUCGAAGGCUCCGAGGUUGCUCAAUUCUUUAAUUUCUGCCGACAAAGCACUAGUUGCACUAUUGCCUUUUAUGCGGUCCGACUAUGCGAGUCAAUUGGGUACCAAUUUGCGUUUUUGAUGUUUGCCCUCGUCGGCAGUGUCCUCGCCUUUGCUCCUGUGCUGUGGCUUAUGUGGAAAGGUGAAUAUAUUCGUGAGAAAUUGGGCAGGCCGACCGACGUGAGUGUGGCCGAGGAAAUUAUCUCAGAUUACAAUCUGGUCUAUCGCAACCGUACAAGAGAGUAG